AUGCCGAUGAAACCUUUGGAGGUUGGAGUGUCCCAUCAGUUGGAGUGUACCCCCCAGUUGGAGUGUACCCCCCAGUUGGAGUGUCCCAUCAGUUGGAGUGUACCCCCCAGUUGGAGUGUCCCACCAGUUGGAGUGUCCCCCCCAGUUGGAGUGUCCCACCAGUUGGAGUGUCCCCCCAGUUGGAGUGUACCCCGCAGUUGGAGUGUCCCACCCAGUUGGAGUGUCCCCCCAGUUGGAGUGUCUCCCCCAGUUGGAGUGUACCCCGCAGUUGGAGUGUCCCACCCAGUUGGAGUGUCCCCCCAGUUGGAGUGUACCCCGCAGUUGGAGUGUCCCACCCAGUUGGAGUGUCCCACCAGUUGGAGUGUCCCAUCAGUUGGAGUGUCCCACCAGUUGGAGUGUACCCCCCAGUUGGAGAGUCUCCCCCAGUUGGAGUGUCCCAUCAGUUGGAGUGUCUCCCCCAGUUGGAGUGUCCCCCCAGUUGGAGUGUCCCACCAGUUGGAGUGUCCCCCCCCAGUUGGAGUGUCCCCCCCAGUUGGAGUGUCACCCCCAGUUGGAAUGCCCCCCCCAGUUGGAGUGUCCCACCAGUUGGAGUGUCACCCCCAGUUGGAGUGUCCCACCAGUUGGAGUGUCACCCCCAGUUGGAGUGUCCCCCCAGUUGGAGUGUCACCCCCAGUUGGAGUGUACCCCGCAGUUGGAGUGUCCCACCCAGUUGGAGUGUCCCCCCAGUUGGAGUGUACCCCGCAGUUGGAGUGUCCCACCAGUUGGAGUGUCCCCCCAGUUGGAGUUGGAGUGUCCCACCAGUUGGAGUGUCCACCCAGUUGGAGUGUUUCCCCCCCAGUUGGAGUGUUCCCCCCCCAGUUGUUCCCCCCAGUUGGAGUGUACCCCCCAGUUGGAGUGUCCCACCAGUUGGAGUGUCCCCCCCAGUUGGAGUGUCCCCCCCAGUUGGAGUUGGAGUGUCCCACCAGUUGGAGUGACCCCCCAGUUGGAGUGUCCCACCAGUUGGAGUGUUUCCCCCACAGUUGGAGUGUUCCCCCCCAGUUGUUCUCCCCAGUUGGAGUGUCCCCCCAGUUGGAGUGUCCCCCCAGUUGGAGUGUCACCCCAGUUGGAGUGUCCCCCAGUUGGAGUUUCCCCCCCCCCCAGUUGGAGUGUUCCCCCCCAGUUGUUACCCCCAGUUGGAGUGUCCCCCCCAGUUGGAGUGCCCCCCCAGUUGGAGUAUUCCCCCCCAGUUGGAGUGUUCCCCCCCCAGUUGGAGUGUCCCACCAGUUGGAGUGUACCCCCCCAGUUGUUAUCCCCAGUUGGAGUGUCCCCCCAGUUGGAGUGCCCCCCCAGUUGGAGUAUUCCCCCCCAGUUGGAGUGUUCCCCCCCAGUUUGAGUGUCCCACCAGUUGGAGUGUACCCCCCAGUUGGAGUGUCCCCCCCAGUUGGAGUGUUUCCCCCACAGUUGGAGUGUUCCCCCCCAGUUGUUCUCCCCAGUUGGAGUGUCCCCCCAGUUGGAGUGUCCCCCCCAGUUGGAGUGUUCCCCCCCAGUUGGAGUGUCACCCCAGUUGGAGUGUCCCCCAGUUGGAGUGCUCCCCCCAGUUGUUACCCCCAGUUGGAGUGUCCCCCCAGUUGGAGUGCCCCCCCAGUUGGAGUAUUCCCCCCAGUUGGAGUGUUCCCCCCCAGUUGGAGUGUCCCACCAGUUGGAGUGUACCCCCCAGUUGGAGUGUCCCACCAGUUGGAGUGUCCCCCCAGUUGGAGUGUUUCCCCCCCAGUUGGAGUGUUUCCCCCCCAGUUGGAGUGUUCCCCCCAGUUGGAGUGUCACCCCAGUUGGAGUGUUUCCCCCCAGUUGGAGUGUCCCCCCCAGUUGGAGUGUCCCCCCAGUUGGAGUGUCCCCCCAGUUGGAGUGUCCCACCAGUUGGAGUGUCCCCCCCAGUUGGAGUGUUCCCCCCCAGUUGGAGUGUCCCACCAGUUGGAGUGUCCCACCCAGUUGGAGUGUCCCACCAGUUGGAGUGUACCCCCCAGUUGGAGUGUCCCCCCAGUUGGAGUGUCCCCCCCAGUUGGAGUGUCCCCCCAGUUAGAGUGUCCCCCCCACCCCUGA
Molecule: messenger RNA, 2076 nt
Organism: Entelurus aequoreus (snake pipefish)
Lineage: Eukaryota; Metazoa; Chordata; Actinopteri; Syngnathiformes; Syngnathidae
Exons: 2
Coding region: 1-2076 (691 amino acids)
Source: RefSeq, a predicted model, not a curated record